UAUAUUUCGGCAACUACAUAUAUGAGGCAAAAGGUGGAAUCAAGGGAACGAAGUACAGCUUAAACCUCUCAAUUUACGAUUGGUCGCCAUGACUGACGAUUCGCUCAAUCACAGCUUCAACGUCGCCGCCGCAGCCGCCGCCGAUGAUGACGAUGACGAUUUGAAUCUUGACAACGAGGCGGCAGAGAUUAGGCGAUUGCAGCUGCCGACCUCAACGGAGCCUCUGGUACAGGAUGAUGAUGAGCGUGUGGCAAACAUCGAGUUCAAUUGCAGCGCUUGUGAUAUGCACGAGAUGGUGCACUUCUAUGGUCGGGCGCCGCCCUUUGCCCUGGGAGUUAAAUUUCGUGAGGAUAGCUAUGUGUUACGCGAUCCAUUCCAGGCACCUCCGCCACGCUGGCAAUCCAAGCCAGAGUUUUAUGUGUCGUUGGGCGCUAAGUGCGCUAUCUGCGGCCAAGUUGUGUGCAAGGAUACGUCGUGCAGUUUCUAUUAUACACAGACCUAUUGCAUGCCUUGUGCCAGGGCCGAACUUAAGUCUUGGCCCGUUGAGGCGCAAAGUCGGCUACGCAAGCAAUUGGCGGCCAAAAAAUAGUAGCACUGAGACUGAGUCGUAUAUACACAUAGUUUUUAAAU
This is a messenger RNA of Drosophila novamexicana, 630 nucleotides long. RefSeq names its product cysteine-rich DPF motif domain-containing protein 1. The transcript has 2 exons. NCBI's taxonomy places the organism in Eukaryota, Metazoa, Arthropoda, Insecta, Diptera, Drosophilidae. Bases 89 to 589 code for a protein of 166 amino acids. The record is from RefSeq and is a predicted model, not a curated record.